AUGGCUAAGAUUAGAAUGCAGGCUUCACCUAAGUACACAACAGACUACUCAUAUACAAUAUACAUAGUACUGCGGCAUAUUCUUUUGUUCUUCAUUGACAAAGGAAUAAUUUCCAUUAAACUGACUAAUCUAAGGAUUAAGUGGCACUUAAUUGGGGUAAAUUGCAUCCAGUCAUUCUACGAGCCUGAGGUAACUGCAACUUACCACUGCAGAGCCACCUGCCCAUUGCACUUUUUCUUUUCAGAGAAUGAAAGAGUUUUGUCUUUCUCCAUAGUGGUACUAUGCCACUGCAUGGCUCCUUUAAUGUGCAUACUUUUUUCUUUCUCUUUUAUUUCAACCUUUUUUCCUUUAUACAUUAACACUCUUUAUUUAGGGGCUCUCCCGUCGUAUGGAAGCUACAUAGGACAGAAUUUAUACAUUGUGCUUCUGCUUGGUGGUAUGUAUGUUGGGUGUGACAGCAUUCUGAAGUCACUGAACAUAACAGGACGCGAAAAUGCAUCUGUUCCGAUUGUAAACAACAGAGUGCAAUUUUACAUGAUAUUUAUUGAGGCCCUGCUAAUUAUCAGUAGUAUUUCACUCUAUGUAAAUUUUUAUCUUCUUGCACAGACAAACAUAUACAUAUAUGCACUGUUUUUUGUGUCCAAAGUGAUUCUCUUUGGGGUAAUGUUUAUUCUAACUGGAGUCACCAUAUCCGACAACUUAGCGGGCUUAGUUAUGGUGGAAGGAAGCAGAAAGCUUGUUGUUAUGGUGAUUUUGUGGUUCAUAAUUGUAAAUGGAAUAUUUUUGGUUAGCAAGGCGUACAUAGCCCCAUCUUCUACAGCAGAUAUAGUAUACAACACUUUAAACCAUAAUCUGGUAAGAAAUUACUAG
This is a messenger RNA of Nematocida ausubeli, 870 nucleotides long. RefSeq lists its product as uncharacterized. The transcript has a single exon. The record is from RefSeq and is a predicted model, not a curated record. NCBI's taxonomy places the organism in Eukaryota, Fungi, Microsporidia. Bases 1 to 870 code for a protein of 289 amino acids.